UUGGAGGUUAUGUAAAUAAUCUGUUUUGUUUGUUUGUCAACAAUUAGAUAAAUAUUAAACAAUGAACGAAAUAAAUAAUAAAAAUGUGUGUAGAACUUGCUUAGAUAACAACCCCAAUUUAGAUUUAUCCAUUUUAAAUAAGGAAUUGAACGUGAAUUACAUAAAUAUCAUAAGUUAUUGCACUUCUGUGGAAGUUUGCGUAGAAAAUUCACCAAAAAUAUGCCAGAAAUGCGAAAAUCUACUUGUAGGUUUUUACAAGUUCAAACUGAACGUUAUCGAAAUCGAUCGGAAGUUCAAGGAACAAUUAAAAAUCGUGCCGAAACUAGAGCCAGAAAUUGAAAUUCACGAGGACGAAAACGACGAUCGGAACGAUGAGGAUUUCGCCCCGGAAAAGCAUACAAAGUCAAAAAAUAAAAAACCGUGUCAGUGCGAAGUUUGCGGUAAAGUGUUGAGCUCCAAGAGCAACUUGCAGAUGCACAUGAAGAGCCACAGUGGUGAGAAACCUUUCAAGUGUGAAUAUUGUAGUAAAACCUUCACCAGGGCCAAACAUUUGGCUGUUCAUCGUAGAGUGCACACAGGUGAACGGCCGUACGAAUGUAAGUAUUGUCAAAAGCGUUUUGCGCAAAUUUCCACUCUACAGAAUCACGUGAGGAUUCACACGGGGGAAAAGCCGCACAUGUGCAGCGUUUGUGGGAAAGCCUUCACCCAAUACCAAACGCUAAACUAUCAUUUAAAAACGCACACGGGCGAGACUCCAUUCAAAUGCGAAGUUUGCCAAAAAGCCUUUGCUCAUCAAGGAAACUUGAACAUACACAUGAGGUUUCAUAAAAACGAACGGCCCUACGAAUGUAAAAUAUGCAACGGUAGAUUUUUCACGAGCAGCCACCUGAGUGUGCACAUGAAACACCAUUUGGGCGUGAAGGCGCACCAGUGCACGGUUUGUGGCAAGGCUUUUGUCAGGAGCGAAGGACUGAAGGACCACAUGGUCAUGCACACCGGCGAGAAACCGUUCGGAUGCAAACUGUGUCCCAAACGAUACACGCAGAGCAGCCAUUUGAAUAGGCACAUGAAAACGCACAAUAAAACUUAAAUUAUUUAUACCUAAUGUCCGAUUUCUAAUAGAUUCAAUAGAUUCAACACAUAGAAUUAUAUCAUAUAAGAAGUAUCUUUUUAUAUUUUUAUAAAUAAAUAUUUUAUACUUUGUA
Aethina tumida (small hive beetle) is the source of this 1205-nucleotide messenger RNA. Its product is annotated as zinc finger protein 239. Gene Ontology annotation, molecular function: zinc ion binding; DNA-binding transcription factor activity; RNA polymerase II cis-regulatory region sequence-specific DNA binding. Bases 62 to 1090 code for a protein of 342 amino acids. Gene Ontology annotation, biological process: regulation of transcription by RNA polymerase II. The record is from RefSeq and is a predicted model, not a curated record. Gene Ontology annotation, cellular component: nucleus. The transcript has 3 exons. Lineage: Eukaryota; Metazoa; Arthropoda; Insecta; Coleoptera; Nitidulidae.